UGUUAUGGUCAGGUGUACGAUGCGAAUGAAUCUGAACUUGUGACUUGUCCCAUACUUAUACUUCUUUAUCGGAUUCACAGCGUAUCAGUUUCAUAGUUCAUCAUGACUUCUUUUCACGACUUUCUUCGUGGUGUAUUUGGAUUGAACAGACAUAACUCCGAUCAAAAUCAACCAAAUAGGUCUGAAAGUGGUGUACCAAGCGAUUUCACAAAUUCUCUAUGGCAGAAUCAGGAAGAUGAUGUCACUGAAGAUCAACUCAGGAGAGGUCCAAUGAUUGGUUUUCACAUUUUCACAAAUCCUGUAGAGAUACAUCGUUACUUUGAAAAGCAGCUCGAUGAAUUCAUGAAAGGUUUCCAACAAAGUGGUUUUGGCGAUGACUUUGGUGAAAUAGGCUCCACUUUGGAUACUUUCUUCGGUGAUUUCAACGGCUCUAUUCCAAAUGGCUCUGACAAAUUUGAGGUGCCUCAACUAAAGGAGAAAAUACAACCAUCUGAAGAUAAGGAUUUGCGAAACUUUUAUUUAAAGCCAGAAUUUAAAUCCCCAAGUAAUGGUGUAGAAGACUUUAGAGAUACUGAUUUAGAUGGAAAAAUUGACCCCAAAGAUGUUGGAGAAAUUCUUUCAAGGCCAUCAGAUUCUUUCAGCUCUAUAUUUGAUCCUUUCUCCUCGGAGACGCAUCCACGCAUAUCAAUGUUUGGUAAAAUGGUGACAAGUAAAACCAUCCGCCAUCCUGAUGGGACGGUUGAAACUCAGAAGACAGUGAAAGAAAGUCAAGGGAAAGAAGAAAAGAUCACAACUUUUCAAAAAGGAGACCAAACUUACUCAAUCACUAUCCUGAAGGAUGCAGAUGGUGAAGAAAAGCGUUUUGAAAAUUUCAUCAACAUUGAUGAAGAUAAAAUUGAGGACUUUAAAAAGAAUUUCGAUAGCAACAAACCCAUGCUUCCUCGUCCUGACGAAAAUCCUAGUAGUCUACUUGGCCCUCCCGCUGGCAGAUCUGAUGAUCUCUCAUACUGGUUCAACAAGUUUUUCAAGAAUUAAGGUUGCUUCUCCCUCCUUUAAAAUGUCUUUCAAAUUUUCUGUUCGUUAUUAAUUGUUUGAUUUAAGGUUAUCCUAUUAUAUGUAGGUACAGAGAAUAUCAAGAUUUUUCUCGAAAGUGAGAUAUCACCAAUUUUUCAUCUUCCUAAGAAAUAUCCAUUGUUGUGAUAUGGAACUUUCUCUCUCCAUUACUGUGUCUCAAAACUUCCACUCCCGUAUUACUUUUUCAAAAAGAAAUAAGCCGACUUUAUAGCUCGAAAUUUUUACAGAAUAUUCUACCAACAGAAAAGAAAAAUCAAGGAAGUUUUCAAGCCUUCGUUGACUUGUUUUCCAAAGUGAAUAUAAAGUAUGACAGGGAGUCUGCAAUGUCGCUAACGGAUUAUGAUGUAUGGAAUUGGUGCCUGCAGUGAUUAUUAUGCAGAAUAUGAGAAUCCGUAGAGAUGAUUUGAUUUCUUGUCCUAGUUGAAAUCUAUUAUGUUAGACCCAGCUGCUUUGUAAAAAAAAGUUACACAUUUUAAAAUAAUUUUUAGAGGGUAGUCGAAUCUUUGGUCACUCAAAGGAAAGAAGCAAGGACGUGUUUAAGAUAUUCACACCAGGAUCUUCAUGGUAUAUCUCCAUCAAUGUACAAUUUUGAAAAGAUCCUAAGAGAAAACUGGGGAAUAUUCCCUUGUUAGAGGGAAUGAAACGCUUGUUUCGAGGUUGAGCUACCCAUUUUUUGGCUAUUGAUCAAAACAUAGCUAAAUUUGUUACAAAUUCCCUCCAAUUCCUUUUAGUUAGAAUGUCAAAGAGAAGUGAUAACUUUGCUCUAACUUCCCUGGAGCAAAUUUAGAUUAUGAUCUCAGGAGAAAAGUGCACAGUCAUCUUUGCCCUAUAUGGACUACAUUUUGCAACUAGGGAGUAAAAUUUUUGGCUCAUCUGGUAAACCUCUUAUGUGCAUAAGGAAAUUAAUGGUUCAUACAGUGUUCCUAGAAUGAGCCAGAAAUUGUAGUUUCUGAUCGCAAAAUAUAGUCCUCAUGAUUCUUGUCAGUAAGUCCCCUGCGCACACGUUUUCUACCAUUCUAAAGUUUCACAUCUUCUUUUCUCAUCAGAAGUCACUAAAUUAUGUCUGGUUCAAACUAACGUUUCAGAUUCUAAGGAACAACCCAAGUCCAUCCUGAUUUUAGUCAUGUAUCAAUUAAUAUUUUAAAUGAUGGUCAACUAGAUGAUAGUCCCCCUCAACUGCAGUUAAAAGUAGCAAGAGAUGAUUUCUAAGUUUUAUUGCUUUCCAAAUUACUCGCAAGAAACUUGUUUGCAAGUCACUGUCAUUCAGAAUGGAAGCAAGUGACAUUUAUUUUUUUAAGUAUCUCAAAAUUCUUAAAAAUAUCCAUGUAUGCGAUGUAUCGCAUGCCAGUUCGACCAUGUCACUUGAGCUUGACAAAUCACCUUAAGAGUUAUUGUCCUUCCUUUAUGUCUCAUGAUUUUGUUCCUGACGGAUCCAUCUAUGAUGAAUUCGAGUUUCAAUAAAGAACUUUUGUUUUGUUUUAGAUUA
Messenger RNA from Bemisia tabaci, 2560 nucleotides. The record is from RefSeq and is a predicted model, not a curated record. Lineage: Eukaryota; Metazoa; Arthropoda; Insecta; Hemiptera; Aleyrodidae.